Messenger RNA from Brassica napus (rape), 1175 nucleotides. RefSeq lists its product as uncharacterized. Bases 209 to 1051 code for a protein of 280 amino acids. NCBI's taxonomy places the organism in Eukaryota, Viridiplantae, Streptophyta, Magnoliopsida, Brassicales, Brassicaceae. The record is from RefSeq and is a predicted model, not a curated record. The transcript is spliced from 2 exons.
UAGGUCUCUUUCUUGCUUGUGUUCCACGUCUUCAUCGUUGUCCUUUUGAAACAUCAGGAGGUGUUUGACUAAAAUCUUCAGAGAUGCCAGUUAAUGAUGUUAUCUUUUUGUAUUGUCUGAAUCUAUAACGGUCUUGUCUUUUUUGUCUUCAUCAUUGUUAAUACACACUACAGAUUGAAAAGUUUGUCAGAGCUUCCAUUUUGAAACCAUGGAAACGUCACAAGAGCUGAACUUUAUCAAUCCCUUAGCCUCUAAACACGAAGCAGAAGAUCCAAUCCUACGGCUAUCUUCUUCUUCCUCCUUCUCUUCUUGUUCUUCCAUAGAAGCAGAACCAAGACCUGAUGAUCAAUCUCCUCCAACACAAAUCAUGGAGAGAUCUACAAACAACGCAACCUCAACACCUCCUUACAGAAUCCCUCCACACGUUUUCGAAAUAACAACCUCUACAGCUCCAGCUGAAUGGAGCACUCUCUCCAACGAAUCUCUCUUCAGCAUCCACAUGGGAGACAAUACCUUCACUGAAGAAAUAGAUUACUUCAAAUCAGGCGAGCUCACCUUUCCUCAACCUCCUUCACCGAGAACUCCUGCUUUACCUUCUCCGCCUCAAAGCAAAAAACAAGGAGGAGCAAGUGGAGUUGUGGAGGAGAUCAAAACUCCGGUGGAUAUAGGCAAGAAAGCAGCUGAAACAGACAAAGCGUACCACGCAAGUAAAGACCAAGAACAAAAGGCUGCAGCAAGUAUUAGGGAUGUUAUCAUGGCUAAUAAAGACAAAACCAAUAAACUAGAUCAUUCGGUUUCUCGUCGUUCGGAAGAUUUUAGCGUCAAGUCUUUCGCUUUUCCAGUAUUCGGGAAUGCAGAUAAGGGCGGCUUGCAAGGAUCAACGCAACAAAAGAAACAGAAGAUUUUUUUAGAGGCUGAGGGAGAUGAAGGGUUGAAGAAAGAGGAAGCUUUUUCUAAACCUGUUACUCCUAAGGCAGAAGCUGAUCGUGGCUGUAAUCGCUACCCUAGAUGGUUAUCUUGCUUCCCUUGCUGCCCAACUUCAUGUGUCUAACUGAAAUAUCAUCAUACAAGUCUGUUCCAAGAUUUACAAAGUUUUUUCUUCUCUUUGAUUUGAUCCUCAAGACUCCUUUAUCUUGUAAAAAUGAUGUAAAAGUCAAUGACAAACAAUGGAUACA